Messenger RNA from Penicillium pulvis, 1284 nucleotides. RefSeq names its product PWI domain-containing protein. The transcript is spliced from 4 exons. NCBI's taxonomy places the organism in Eukaryota, Fungi, Ascomycota, Eurotiomycetes, Eurotiales, Aspergillaceae. Bases 1 to 1284 code for a protein of 427 amino acids. The record is from RefSeq and is a predicted model, not a curated record. Gene Ontology annotation, molecular function: RNA binding. Gene Ontology annotation, cellular component: spliceosomal complex. Gene Ontology annotation, biological process: mRNA processing; regulation of mRNA splicing, via spliceosome.
AUGGCCGCUCCGGUGGAUGCGAAGCUUCUUCGGAAGACCAAGUUUCCUCCUGAGUUUAGCCGCAAGGUUGAUAUGCAAAAAGUCAACAUUGAGGUGAUGAAGAAAUGGAUCGCAGGCCGGAUUUCUGAGAUUCUAGGCAAUGAAGAUGAUGUGGUCAUCGAGCUUUGCUUCGGCCUAAUUGAAGGCACCCGCUACCCUGAUAUCAAGGCAAUUCAAAUCCAACUUACAGGAUUCCUUGACAAAGAUACCCCCAAGUUCUGCAAGGAUCUUUGGCUACUGUGCCUGAGCGGCCAAGAGAACCCCCAGGGUGUACCAAAGGAGCUUCUUGAAGCGAAGAAGCUGGAGCUCAUUCAAGAAAAGGCUGAAGCCGAAAGGGCCGCCGAAUCCGCUCGACGACAGCGCGAGCAAGAUAUGGCCCGGGAGCGCGAACUGGGUGAUAUCAGGAACAGAGAACGUGGAGCCCGUGGAGAUCGCGAACGAGGACAGAGGGGCCCUGGUCGCAACCGUGCUUUCGAUAGCAAUUUCGAACGCCGACGAUCGCGAUCCCCUCCCCGUCGCAACAGAAGCCGGGACCGAUACCGUGAACCCCCACCUCGCCGUAAUUUUGAUUCUUACGUCCCGUCUAGCUCGAACCAAGGCCGCCACUCUCGCUCCCCUUCUCGAUCUCGUUCCCCCCAUUCCCCUCCUCGCUCGUCCAUUCGGGAACCGCGUCAUGCUGGUCGUGCCCGGUCUCCAGGCCGCCGCCGAACCUACAGCCGAUCCAUCUCCCCCAACUCGCGCAAACGCGAAGGAACUAGGCGCAGCCCAGACUACGGUGAUCGACACAGAUCCAUUGACCAGAAUAAUUCACGCUCACCAAUUCCCAGAGAUGAACCAGGACACCGCUCGUUCUCCCGCAGCGUGAGCCCAUCCUCUCGGCACCAAGACCGGAAGAACUCUGGCUCGAACGAUCUCCCUCGCUAUCGCCCACGUUCUCGUUCUCGUGAGAGAGGUAGAGGACGAUAUGAACCCGAUACUUCCCGAUUCAACGAUGAACAGACUCGUGGCCGUGGAUAUGGACGACGCCGCAGCCGCAGCCGCAGCCGCAGCCCUCGCAGAGAGCAUGAACGGCGCCGCUCUUUGGAGCGAUACAAUCCAGCUGCUCACAGAAAACGUGACCCAUCUGUAUCUACAUCUGACAAAAAACAACCAAAGAAUGCUGAUCAGCCGGAAGAUCCACCCACUCCCAACCCAAUCGAGAUGAAACCCAAGGCGGAGGAUCAGGAGAUGAAGGAUGCUGAGUGA